UGGCACUAAGUUCCCGAUGGACCACGGAUCAGGAUCUGAACAGAUACUACACACUUGAUCUGAGCCAAAAGUCCGAGAAAGAUCUUCACGGGGGUGUUCUUCGAUCAGCAGUCAACAUAUAGGUAUAGUCGGUUUCACGGGUGUGUUGAUGACGCGAUCCCGACAAUGGGUGCGGAACAUGUGGCGUGCUCCCAUUGCGGGGAGGCGCGGCUGGAGCCGGCGCUUGAGGGAUGGGGAGGCGUUGGCGAAGGCUAUGUUUGUGAGAAUUGGAAGAACUACGAACGUGGCCAUGGCUGCAACAGGUGCGUGAGCUUACAGGAGUAUAAUGAUCUCCUGUGCGCCGCCAACAACAAGGAUGAUUGCCCCACCACGUCUUCGUCCGCUAGCGAGGUGGAUGAUGAACGACAGUCCGACGGCGAUGAUUAUAGCGACGAUGUCAAUGAUGAGGACGAGAACGAGGCGGACGGGGACGACGACGACGAUGAUGAAGAAGGAGAAGAAGAGGAGGAGCCACCGCUCUCAUCGAAGAAGAAGAAGAAGAGGAAGAAGAAGCAGUCAAGUGCAGCGGCGACGGGUGUUGUUGCCGGGGCCGCCGCUUCGCGACCCAGCCUGGUAGCGCGAUCGGGACUGAUGACGAGAAAGAAAUUAGAACCCGCCAGCAGCAAUAAGAAGGUGACGACGAAACAGGAGACGAAGAAGAAGGCCGUAGCGGAGCUGAACCAGAAAGACAGAAAUGUCGCCGCUCUGCUCAGCGGCGAGCUCGUGGUUAAGCGGCAGCCGCUUCUGACGAAGUACCUGUCGGUGUCAGCGGGAGCGGCAGUCGUUCGUAAGCCCUUCAAGUCUCCCUGUCCCGGCGCGGGCGACAGCGGCGGAUCCGCGAGCGUCGAGCUGCUGCGUCGGCUGAAUGCCAGGAAGAAGUUCAUUCCGUGGGGAAGCAAGAAGCCUUUCGAGCCGUCGCUGAGCGCCCCGCCUCCGCCUGCGCCUCCUCCUCCGCCGGAGGAGGAUUCCAAGGUGGAAGAGGAGCCGCCUGCCACAACAGAGCAAUCGUCGACAACAACCGACGCGAGCGGCGGGGAGGAUGCGCUCCCACCUGGCAUCGAGCCGCUACUGUUAUGGGAUCCCGACGACGGCGGAGAGUACGUGACGGAAAGAUCGCGACCGAUCCUCGUGGACAACCACCUCGUGCGUUUCUUGCGGCCACAUCAGCGGGAAGGUGUUCAGUUCAUGUUCGAGUGCGUGGCGGGUCUGCGAGACUUCUCCUCCUCCUCCCCUCUCAAUACCAAGAAUGUGUCAUCGAACGACGACGAAGACAGCAGCAGCAGCAGCAGCAACCGGACCACAAAAUGCUGCCGCGGCUGCAUCCUCGCGGACGACAUGGGCCUUGGCAAGACUUUGCAGAGCAUCACUCUGCUCUGGACUCUCCUUUGCUCCGGAUUCGAUGGGACACCGAUGGCCGCUCGUGUGGUCAUCGUGACCCCGACGAGCCUGGUCAGCAACUGGGGUUCGGAGCUGACCAAAUGGUUAGGCGAUCGCGUGAGGGCGAUGGCACUUUCUGAGUCGACGCGCGCCGAUGUGGUGGAGGGAAUCUCGGCGUUCCUUCGUCCUGUUUCUCCUAAAACUGCCUGCCAAGUGCUGAUCAUCUCGUACGAGACGUUCCGCCUCCACUGCAAGAAGUUCCACGAAAGCGAGAGGAGCUGCGAUCUGCUGAUCUGUGACGAGGCCCACAGGUUGAAGAACGACAAAACGUUGACCAACCAGGCGUUGGCAGCGAUGCCAUGUCGAAGGCGGGUGUUGUUGUCGGGAACUCCAAUGCAGAAUGAUCUCGAAGAGUUCUUCGCGAUGGUCGAUUUCACUAACCCCGGUGUUCUGGGGGACGCGGCGGCGUUCCGCCGGUACUUCGAAGGGCCCAUUUUGACGGGCAGGGAGCCGGACGCAACGGAAGAAGAACGAUGCCUUGCAGCGGAACGAUCCUCGGAGUUGUCGACGAUCGUGAAUCAGUUCGUGCUGCGGCGAACCAACGCUCUAUUGUCGAAGCAUCUUCCUCCCAAGAUUGUGGAGGUGGUCUGCUGCAAGAUGAGCGAUCUGCAGACCAGGCUGUAUCUGCAUUUCACUCAUUCGCAGAGCGUGCGCCAGGUUCUGGAAGCGGCGGGAGGAGGAGGAGGAGGAGGAGGAGGAGGAGGAGGAGGAGGAGGCGCGGAAGCGUUCAGGCUCAUUUACGACACUGUGCGCGCGGGGGGCGCCGACGCGGCGGGUUUCGCCGAUUGCCUCUCCCUCUUCCCACCGGAGAUGUUCGCCGGGAGAACGGGCACCUGGACCGGGGGAGGAGGUUUCUGGGUGGACUUGUCCGGUAAAAUGGCCGUACUUGCUCGUCUCCUCCACCGUCUGCGCCAGAGCACCGACGACCGAAUCGUUCUCGUCUCCAAUUACACGCAGACUCUGGAUCUGUUCGUUCAGAUCUGUCGAGAACGGAACUAUCCCUUUCUGCGACUGGACGGGACCACCUCCAUCGGCAAACGGCAGAAGCUGGUGCAGCGCUUCAACGAUCCGCUGCAGAACGAGUUCGCCUUUCUGCUCAGCAGCAAGGCGGGCGGGUGUGGACUCAAUCUCGUCGGGGGCAACCGGCUUGUUCUCUUCGAUCCCGAUUGGAAUCCUGCAAACGACAAGCAAGCCGCGGCUCGCGUCUGGAGAGACGGACAGAAGAAACGCGUGUUCAUCUACAGGUUCUUGGCGGCGGGAACCAUCGAGGAGAAGAUUUACGAGAGACAGAUGUCGAAAGAAGGACUGCAGAAGGUAGUCGAUAAGCCACAGCAACAGCAGCUACCGUCGGACGACGAUGGCAACGGGAGCACCAAGGCGGCGCAAGUGAACGUGAAUUCUAUGUCAUCGGAAGACCUACGAGAUCUGUUUACGUUCCGUGGAGCCACCAAGUCGGACAUACACGACAGCCUUAACUGCGAUCGAUGUCCGGCGGAUGGGCAAGCGAACGACAACGUAACUGGCGAUGACAGCGCCGCCGCUCCAGAAGAAGCUGGCGCGGGAGGGGAAAAAGGAGGAGGAGGAGGAGGAGGAGGAGGAGGCACAACAGAAGAAAAGGAAGACAUUGGAGGUUUUGCUGCGGUGGCGGGCUGUUUCGAUCGCCUCCGACCUUGGCAGAGGCAGAUCGGGACGCCGACAGAGGAAGAUUUGAGAAGCUGGGGCCAUCACUCCGACUGUGCCCGCACUGUCCCGGACUCUAUGAUGCAACGCGCGGCCGGGGACGAUGUUUCCUUCAUCUUCAGUUGUCAGAUCGACGGUCAGCUUACGCCGAUCGAUUCCGUCAAGCCGGGAGCAUCGUCGCAAAAAACCGGGUUGGGCAGCGGAGGCAGGGUGAUUCUUGGUGUGCGGAACGGUCCCGCUGCUCCGGAGGCGGCUGGGGCUGGAGGCGUGGCAUCUUCGCAGAAGAAAGUGCUAGGAGGAUUACGCUCGCGAAUGCCGCUCCCCUUCUCCAGGCCGCCUCUGGCGACAGGAGGAACAAGGAAGACCUUUCCCCUCGCUCAGCAGCCUUCUGCCAGAGCAGCGCCAGGAUCACAGAUGAGAGCUUCGGGAAGGGGAAUGGACAGAGGAGCACAGGUAACCACUCCUUUCAGGACGAAUCUCAGUCCUGCUGCUGCUGCAAGUUUUGCUGUCCCCUCACCGAAACCGACUGCCACAGUGCCUUCUGCUGCGCCAAAUCCACCAGAACCCUCCUUGGCGAAGAGAGUCGGUGCUCCCGCCGUUCCUGUGCCUCUUGCCAGGUUGAAGAAAGAGCCCAUUCAAGAAGGCGGCGGUAGCAAUGGCAGCGCUUCUGGCGCUUCCAUGUCCGUCACGGAUCUUACCGGUGAUGGGGGUGGCGGCGACGAGGGGGGUAAUCGAGGGGCGAGGAAGCCUUCCCCCGUGAGCGUGAGCCCAGCUGUUGGUGCUAGUCCGAGCGUGAAACCGAAAGCGACGAGAGGGAGGGGCCGCCCGCCUACAAGAAAAGGCGGACAGGGUGUAGCAGGCGUCCGAGGCUUCUCCGACAAGUCUGGCGGCGCCAGAGGCGGGAAGGAUCGGAACGCCGGCGGCUCGGGCAAGAAAGGUCCCGCUGGCGGGCGAAAGGGUAGUAAGAAUGCCACUAAGAAGAAACGACGCGCCAAGAGCGAUGAUGACGAUGAGGACGAGUGGGAGGAUAGCAGUCCCGACGAGGACCUCGAUGAAAUUGAUUGUCUAGAUGAUAAAUCUCAUGACGAGAGCGAUGGCGAUGCUUCUCUCUCCGAUGACGACGUCUGUGACGAACGGGCGGCUGAAGUCGGCGGCAUGGAAAAGGGCGAAGGGGGUGACAGCUGUCGUGGAAAGAGCGACGAGGAGGAGAGCGUUGGACAAGAUGAAGGGAUGGAGAGACAGGAGGACUGCGUAGGAGAUCUUGACGUGGAGGAACAUGCAGGCAAACCGACAAUGAGAACAGAUGGGACCAAGCGUAAACGUUCUUCUUCUACUUCUUCCUCUUCCGAUGAUUCUCUACCUGAUGAACUUCAUGAGAUUGAUUCCGAGAAUAAGAAGGGGGAUGGCGUGCGGGUUCUGGGGACACCCGGCUCGAUGAAGUUGAGAGUGGUCGGUCUUGGGAACUCAAGGAAUGAACCACCGAGUGCAGCUGGAGCUGGAGCUGGAGCUGGAGCUGGAGCUGCGUCUGGGACUGGACUGGCCGAUCUGUUGUUUGCGGCCGAAUCUCUAGAAGGAGCUGUUGUAAGGGGAGAUGUGCCGGCAACCGGCACCAAGCACCGUCGAUCACGAAACAAGGCGGGGAAUGCUCGUCCAGAGGACUGUGGUGAAAAGAGGAAGCGGAGAGCCGCAGCUCCUCCGCGUCCCCCUCCUCCUCCAACAAGGCCACGUCGUGGCGAGUCUCUUGGUCGAAGGCCCAAAUACGAUGACUCCGGUGACGACUUCGCUGAUCGUGGCGGCGAGGGUGAUGAUGACGACGACGAUGAUUUCAUGUGAACCCCCCCUCGCCUCUUGCAGAAGCAGCUACUUACUGCUGGCUGCUUGCUGCAUCGUAAUUGCAACGA
Messenger RNA from Chara braunii, 5057 nucleotides. NCBI's taxonomy places the organism in Eukaryota, Viridiplantae, Streptophyta, Charophyceae, Charales, Characeae. The record is from the annotation of a GenBank genome assembly.